Messenger RNA from Phytophthora sojae, 752 nucleotides. RefSeq lists its product as hypothetical. Lineage: Eukaryota; Oomycota; Peronosporomycetes; Peronosporales; Peronosporaceae. The coding region runs from base 24 to 752 and encodes 242 amino acids. The transcript has a single exon. The record is from RefSeq and is a predicted model, not a curated record.
CCGAAACCCCACCCCCGCCCGCCAUGGUCUCCACCACGACGUACUCGAGCGGCGAGCUGCUGUCCUCGUUCGCGCGGCACUCGGCAGUGCCCCACCCGCCCGCAGGCAUGCUGCAGCCCAUGCCGCCGCACGUGUCGCACCUGGCCAUGCAGCCGGCGCCCGCCAUGCUGGACCCGCAGCAGAAGCGCUCGCCGCUGCUGUGCGGCUACCCGAGCAAGAAGUGCUGGAGCUGGCGCGUGGAGAAGCGCAACGGCGAGCUGCACAAGUUCUGCGAGUACCACCGCCAGAAGGCCAACACGAACCAGCGCCGCAUGGAGCAGCGCCGCAAGCAGGGCCGCUCGGCCUCGCCGCGUGCCAAGAACAGCGGCGGCGCGCGCCGCUCGCACAAGGUGGCGGCCGACGCCAGAAAGCGCAGUGACGUGGUGGUCAAGAUGGAGCGCCCCGCCGCCGUGCCGAUCCCCAAGGCCAUCACGCACCCCAAGGCUGUGGUCGUGCCCGUGCCCAACUCGGGCAGCCCGCGCGGCAUCGACUGCUUCGGCAGCGGCAGCACCGUCAUGGACGACGCCGCCAUGUUCUCGUGGAUGGACGCCGAGCUGGACAUCGGCAUCGGCAUGGACGCGGCCGUGGACUACAUGAUGGUGGACACGCCUGUGAUCGACAUGGAGCCGUCCGACACGCCCGUGGACCUGUUCGAGGAGGACCUCUUCUUCCUCGAGCACUUCAUCGACGAGAUCUCGCACAGCGCCGUGUGA